Chara braunii is the source of this 3147-nucleotide messenger RNA. NCBI's taxonomy places the organism in Eukaryota, Viridiplantae, Streptophyta, Charophyceae, Charales, Characeae. The record is from the annotation of a GenBank genome assembly.
CUCGGGUGUUUGAGGAUGGGGGGGAGGACGAGAAUCUGAAGGCGUAGAAGAGAUGUUGCGUGUACAAGUACAUUCGCGUGGGACAGAGUCUCGGCGAGAGAUUCUGCGGCAAUCGCAUGUUGAAGUGCGUUUUCUGCGGGCACGAGUUCCAGGGCAACCAGUUCGUGGCAGCGCGCCAUUUCCGCCAGGGCAAGGGAUGUCCGGAAGUGACCAACGAGGCACUUGUCGACAUCUACUACAACAGUGCCGAUACGGCUGAGGCGGGUCCGUCUGCGGGGAAGAGGAAGGAGAGAGAGGAGGGGGCGCAACCGACGGCAGCAGCCGCAGCACAGAAGAGGCUGAGGCAGAACACGAUCACGGAGUCAUUCUCUUCAAAGUGGCAGAUGGAGUUCAAGAAGAAGUGGCUGCGGUUUGUAUACAGUCAGCGCCUGACGUUCAACGUCUUCCGGAGCGAGCUGUGGUUGGACGUCGUCUGGCACUUCAGGGAUUUGCCGGGGCUAGUGAAGGUGUUGUGGCCUUCAGAGAACAAGAUGGCGGACGAUGUGGGAGCUGAUCUCGCGGAGGUCAGGGCUCCUUUCUAUGUCACGGGGGCAACCAUUAUGUCAGACGGAAGGAAGUCACGCGAUGCUAGACCCAUCGUUAACUUCCUUGCCAGCGGGUCGCGUGGGGUGAUGCUCGUCCGGACGAUGAACAGGGAGGGUGAGCGGGAUCGGGUGCCUGAUGUGUUGGCGUGCUGGAUCAAGGUGUUCGAUGACUUUCCCCCUAAGUGGGUGAACGCCAUCUGCACCGACUCCGCCUCGGCGAACAUGCUCCAGGGGCCCCAUCAGAGGCCAGAGCAUCGACGGAUCACGUGGCUCCCAUGCGCAGUGCAUGUCUGCAACAAGAUGUUGUCAAUCAUUGGUUGUUCGGGCCCGUGGUCCAAGGACAUCAUCGUGAGGGGGAGAGCGGUGGUGCGCUUCAUUAAGGAGCACGGCACCGCUCUCCACAUUUUCCGGGGGGAGAGCAGUCAGAUGGGCCUCAUCUAUCCUUGCGAGACACAUUUCGCAUCCGUGUUCGCGAUGGUGGAGCGUUUGCUGGCAGUGAGGUCAGCAUUGGAGAGGACGGUGGAUGGCGAUACUUGGGGUAUGGUCCCUUGGGACCAUUCCGUUCGUCAAUUGGCUAGGUGGGUCAGGUGGCAGGUGCGGCAUGGCAGUUGGUGGGAUUCCAUGGGCAUCUUGUUCCGCAUCAUGGAGCCUUUGUACGACUUGCUGCGCAGGUUGGACCGCGAAGGGCUGCACAUGUCGCGGGUGGUUGAGUGGACACAGGAUCUGGCCCGCCGUGUAGCAGAGGAGGUUUGUGCACUUCCGGCAGAUCUUGCACACUACAUUGUGCAGAGGGUGCAAGCUCGAUGCGCUCACAUGCUGGAGUCGGCGCACGCCGCUGCUCACCUUCUCUGUCCCAGCCGACGGGACUUGCGGUACUUCGAGGGCGUGGUCAGUGACUACGAGGCGAGCUUGGUGAGGGAGGCGGAGUCUUACAUCUUGUCGCAGACAGGGUUCAGUGUGGCGAGCCGCGACUACGAGACCGCAUGUGCGCAGUUGCGCGACUUCCACACACGGAGGGGGACGAUUGCUUGGGGGGGCAGAGACGACGACAGAGAUGCACAUGGGUGCACGGGCGAUGCGGAGACGUGCGAGUCCGGGUGUUGGUGGUCGAGGUACAGGCAGUGCGCCCCGCAGUUGCAGGUUAUCGCUCUUCGUACGAAGAAGCGUAACCGGCUUGAGUUCGAGAAGGUCGCGAAGUUGGUUGAGAUCUCAGCCAACGCCCGCCUUCUCUCUCAUCAGCGGGCAGGCCGCGGGUUCACGCUGCCGUGGACUCUAGAUGAGUCGUUGUUGGACGUGGAGGGAGGUAUCGGGAUUCGCCCCUCGUGGAAGGGGACGAACGAGAGGAGGACGCGGGAGGAGCUCGAGGAUCAGAGACGUUCAUGGCAGCGAGACCCAUGUGGGUCCAGAGCUCCUCCGGGUGAUGUGGGCGAUGUUUUUGGGACUCGAGCCACCACAUUGCACCCGUACCCUCGAGACGACAGUGAUUCUGAGGGUGAUGAGGACGAGGACGAGCCGGCGGGCCCCGCUACCGCCACUCCGGCGGCGGAUGAGCGUGAUGAGUGGAGCAACCCAGAGGACGUCCGUAGACGGAGUGGCAGAGAUGACCUGUUCGUUCCAGGUUAUCUGGAAGAGGAGUCUGGGUGUCGUCAUGGGAGCCCUGUAGAGCGUCCGAGGCCUACGUCCACUGGCCCGCUUCCCGCUGAGCGGGAGAGAGAUCCUGGUUCUGCACCUUCGAGGGGGGCAGAGUCGGGGAUUGGCCAUCGUCCUCUGGGUCGCUCUGGCACGGCAUCAUCCGCCGCUCUUCCCACUUCGACGGAGGAGCUUCAUCGACAACCAGCCGGUGCAGAUCGAUUGCAGAGAUUGGUGAGGGGCCCGCAACAGCGAUUGGAGGACAGAUUAGAGGGCGGUCCUUCACCGGUGCAGAGGGACGUUGGAGAUAGACAGGGGUUGGUUGGUGGAGAUGGUGGUGCGUUGGCCGGAGGUGGAGGCGGUGCCGAGGUUGCUGCGGCGUUUGAGGGGAUACCGAUGGGCGGCGGAGGCGGUUUCAGUGAGUUUGGUGACAUGGGUAUGCCCCCGGGAGAAAGCGUGGGUCUGGCCCGAGGAGAGAGUGAGUCCCGUGGGGACAUCAGUGUGGGUAUGCAGGACUUACUUGGACAGAUCAGCUUGGCGGACCCGAGUAGUUUCUCCCCUGCCAUGCGCGCAGAGGUGAUGUUGGGGGCAGAGGGGGAUGAGGACCGGACACCCCCUGGAGAGACAUCUGAGGAGAGGCUGGAUAGGCUUGAUAGUCGUCGAGCUGCCCUCAUGGCACAGAGGGACCCCAGGAUGCAGGAGCUCGCCCAUCUUGGGGCCGAGGACCGACGGAGGCAGCUGAGGACAUUUACGCCGGCGUCCGUUGACGUGGGGCCAGCUGCCCACACGGAUCCUCCGGCAGAGGUUCACGACACCACGCAGUGGGAGGCGGCUUCGACAGAGGUAUCGAGUACGGGAGUAGAUGUUUAGCAGGGGACGCACAAGAGCAGGUUGGCAACGACAGAGGAGCCACGUUCGGAGCCGGCGCAGCCUC